AUGCCGUCACUUGCCCGGGGGACGGGUGGGCCGGGCCUGGGGCCGGGUGGUCCAGGUCGGGCCGGGCAAUGGGUCCGUCACUUGGGUCCACGAGACGGGCGGGCCGGGCCUGCCGUGGGUCUCGGGCGGGCGGGCAAUGUCCAGUCACUUGCCAUUGGGACAAGUGGCCGAGCCUGGCCGGGUGGGUCCCCCCCCCCGGUGGUGGGCGGGUCGAUGUCCGUCACUUCGGGCCAUGGGACCCGGCGGCCGGGUUGCCGUAGGGUCAAGGUUCGGGCGGGUGAUGUCCGUCACUUGCCAGGGGAGGCGGGCCGGGCCUGGACGGGGUUGGGUUCCCGGUGUGGGUGGGCCCGGAUGUCAGGCACUUGCCACGGGGGACGGGCGGAUGGACUGCCGUCGGGACUUCGGGGGCCGAUGUCCGGGUCCUUAACCACGGGACGGGGGCCGGGCCUGCAGUGGGUCCCAGGGCAGGCGGGCGAUGUCCGUCACUUGCCACGGGACGGGGGGGCCUGGCCUGCCGUGGGUCCCGGUGUGGGCGGGCGAUGUCCGUUACUUGCCACGGGACGGGCGGGCCGGGCCUGCUGUGGGUCCCGGGGCUGGCGAAUCGAUGUCCGUCACUUGCCACGGGACGGGCGGGCCGUGCCUGCCGUGGGUCCCGGUGAGGGCGGGCGAUGUCCGUCACUUGCCAUGGGACGGGCGGGCCGGGCCUGCCGUGUGUCCUUGGGCGGGCGGGCGAUGUCCGUCACUUGCCACGGGACGGGCGGGCCGGGCCUGCCGUGGGUCCCCGGGUGGGUGGGCGAUAUCCGUCACUUGCCACAGGACGGCCGGGCCGGGCCUGCAGUGGGUCCUGGUUUUGGGCGGGCCGUGUCCGUCACUUGCCACGGAAGGUUGGGCCGGGCCUGCCGUGGUCCCGGUGUGGCGGGCGAUGUCCGUCACUUUGCCACGGGACGGGCGGGCCGGGCCUGCCGUGGGUACCGGUGGGGGCGGGUGAUGUCUGUCACUUGCCACGGACGGGCGGGCCGGGUCUGCCCGUGGGUCCCCGGGGGGGGGGGCGCGGGGGGAUGUCCCCUUCACUUGCCAUGGGACGGGCGGGCCGGGCCUGCCGUGGGUCCCGGGGCGGGCGGGCGAUGUCCGUCACUUGCCAUGGGACGGGCAAGCCGGGCCUGCCGUGGGUCCCUGGUCGGGGGGGGGGGCGAUGUCCCGUCACUUGCCAUGGGACGGGCGGUCCGGGUCUGCCGUGGGUCCCGGGCGGGCGGGCGCUGUCCGUCACUUGCCAUAGGACAGGCAAGCCGGGCUUGCCGUGGGUCCCGGUCUGGGCGGGGUGAUGUCCGUCACUUUUGCCCACGGGACGGGUGGGCCGGGCCUGCUGUGGGUCCUGGGGCGGGCGGGCGAUUGUCGUUCACUUGGCCAUGGGACGGGGCGGGCCGGGCCUUACCGUCGGGGGGGUUUCCGGGUUCCAGUUGUGGGCUGGGUGUGAUGGUCCUGUCACUUGCCACGGGACGGGCGGGUGCCGGGCCUGCCGUGGGUCCCGGUCCCGGUGGGCGGGCGGGCGAUGUUCCGUCACUUGCCACAGAAUGGGCCGGGCCCCCCCCGGGCCUGCCGUGGGUCCCACGGUGUGGGCGGUGA
Molecule: messenger RNA, 1623 nt
Organism: Macrobrachium nipponense
Lineage: Eukaryota; Metazoa; Arthropoda; Malacostraca; Decapoda; Palaemonidae
Product: collagen alpha-2(I) chain-like
Exons: 1
Coding region: 1-1623 (540 amino acids)
Source: RefSeq, a predicted model, not a curated record